This is a messenger RNA of Zygosaccharomyces rouxii, 2529 nucleotides long. It is a transcript of the gene OSW2, whose product is annotated as Osw2p. The transcript has a single exon. Gene Ontology annotation, cellular component: cytoplasm. The record is from RefSeq and is a predicted model, not a curated record. NCBI's taxonomy places the organism in Eukaryota, Fungi, Ascomycota, Saccharomycetes, Saccharomycetales, Saccharomycetaceae. Bases 1 to 2529 code for a protein of 842 amino acids.
AUGCAAGGGCAAGGGCAAAUUUCCUGUAUCAUUGUGGGUGAAACUCCAGAUAUCCAAUUUUUGGGAUGGAGAUUAAGUUUAGGAAGUGCAUUUAUUGUGCUCGUCUCACAAUAUGUGUCGAGCGAUGGUUUAGUGGGUUGGAAAUCAAGUAGGUUAGGUGCCAAUUUUUAUACACCUAAUGUGUUCGCCAAAGAGGUUGGAGAAUUAUCUCCAAAGCUUUUAAAUCCGGAUAAUGGGAAAUGUAAGUAUCCAAUUGAUGUCAUUAUUAUUAGUGGGAUUUCCAUUGGACAAUUUGCAGAAAAUUGUAAAGCAGUAUCGAGAUUCGCAAAUCCACAGACAACGGUAUUGGUUAAUGCAUCCUUCGGUUGUGAGUUAGAAGAAGUGGCGCUAAAUGUUUUUGAUAAAAAUUGUAAAUGCGUCAUGUCCAUUGCAUGCGAUAUAGAAUGUCGUCAAUUGUCAUUAGGUUCAUAUGCAUUGGUAAACGAUAAUAAUUGUAAAGUUUAUUUGGGAUUAACAUAUACUUCACAAAAUGAUAGUGAUAAGGCCCUGUUGUCAAAGAAUGAAGCCAGUGUUAGAGAGGAAUUGGAUAUUCAAACUGACACCAACACAAAUAAAUUAAUCAAACAGCUAACCGUUACCAAAUGGGUUAAAGUACAAUCUUAUAAAAAUCCACAAGAGAUGGCAGUCAAGAUUUGGGAAAUGAUUAUCCCCAAAAUUUCAUUAAACAUUUUAUCAGUAAUUUAUGAACAAUUCGAUUACGACACUUUACUCAAGAACAAAUCAAAUGAGAUUGUAUUUAGGGAUUUGGUAAAGGAAUUGUUUGAUAUCUGCUAUGCCCAAUGUAAUGCUAAAGUGGAAACGUUUAUGUCUGAAACCAAUACUAGCAUUUCUUCUAAUAAAAGUACUGGUGCCAUUGAUUUUAAUAAGAUUGUCGACCAUUGUAAAUCCAAGAGGAAAGAAUUAAUUAAGACAACUGUUAACGAGUAUCCAGAAUAUUUAUCAUUGCCAUUUGAAUCUUAUUGUUUUUAUCAUAGAUUUGAAUAUCCCGCUCAUAUUCUUUUGUACCAACCAAUUCUUUUGGCUAAAAAAUACAAUGCCCAGUGUUCCAAUUUAAACUUCCUAUACGGAUUUUAUUCAAGAUUAUUAUCAUUAAGUGGAUUAUCCAUAUACGGUGGCAGAAGUGAAUCGCAUAUUUCUGUAUUUGAUAAAAGAGUUGCAGAAGCUUCGAAUAACUCUAAUAAUAGCGGUAAUGGUCAUAAGAGGAAGACAAAAAAGAGUUCUAAUAGAAAGAAGGAUAAAAGUAAGCAAGUCAAGAAGGAAAAAAAUCAAGCAUUGGUAAAGGUAGCAAAACCACAUCCAUUAUGGUCAGGCUGUAGAUCAAAUAACGAAUUAGGUCUUUGGGCGGUAGCGCCACCUUCAGGUAAUGAAUUAUUACUACCUGAUGAUUUGGGAAAUCUUUACCUUGCUGCAGAGAAUUUAAAUGGUCCAUCGUCUGCAUCAGUUUUAUCACGCUCAUCAAACGGAAAUAAUGGUUAUUCGAUUGGUAAACCCAAGAGUAUGGACUCCGAUGAUCAUUAUUCUACAGCAGAAUCUAAUGAUGGAGGAGUAGUCGUUGGAAUUGAUAGCGAUGAUGAAAGGUUGAAAACUCGCAAUAGUGGCCGUAAUAGCGGCAGCGGCGGCAAGCGAGGUGGUUAUUUAGACGGCAGUAGCGGAAGUAUGGAUGUGGAUGAUGACGAAGCCGAAACUGGGAGUUAUUAUGACCAAAGGGCAGCUAGUACUGGGACUCCUAGCGUUAACGAUAGUGAUGACGACUACGAGGAAGACGAUGACGAUGAUUAUGAUUAUCAGGAAGACGAUGACGAUGCAUUAGAAAUUAAGAUGUCAUCCCGUAGUGGUAAAUUUAAAAAUCGUGAGCUUAUCAAUAAGAUUAGGAAGAAAAAAGGUGGUGCCUUGGAGAAUAUGGGGGUUAUUGCUGUGCCACAUUUUAUUAAGAGAUUUUCGCCCAAGACCCCAAACAACUCCAACACGUCUCUAGCAGUAUUCGAUCCUGCUACCGCAAAUGAUCCCUCACAUGCUAUCAAGAGACCUUACACUACCACGAGUUUAGAAUUACAGUUGAGAACGGGAGAGCAUUUAAUCGCUAAGGAAUAUGACGAUUUACAUCAACAACUGACUGGACCUGAAACUGAUCCAAGCCAAGUCAGACAAGCUCACGACAACAGGCGCAGAACUUUUGCUAAUGUAGAGAAACAGUUCUGGAAAUUACAAAGGCGUCACAAUAUGUACAACAGAAACAUCUCAAGGCCAAAGACUGGUCCAUAUGAAGAUCUACUCGACCACAUGGACAUACUGAGAAGAAGUAAUGCCAACGAAAUUCUCGAUUUCACCACUUCAAGAUAUGGCAAUGCAGAAUCGUGUGCCAAAAUGCAAAACGACAAAAACCUCAUUUUGUCUCUCCAUGAAAGUAAACUACGUGCUAGCAAUAAAAAUAAGCGUAAACUAAGAAUCGGGGCAAGCAGCACAAGCUGA